UUCUUUAUCUAUGAUUUACUUAAAAUGUGUCCAGAUGUAAUUGGCUGAGGAGGGAAAAGAAUCACCCGCCUCAAACGAAAGCCAACGUCCACCUCUAUCACUUGCUUUCAAUCGAAUUGCGUUCAGCGUUCUCUUUCUUUAUCUGAAAGCUGUGGAUCUAAGAUCAGCAGCAACCAUCUCAAUCGUACAAGAAAGAACCCACAACGGGCUGGACAAAACAGGGCCAACUCAAUAGGUAGGCCACUUAGGCCAUUGCCUAAGGCCCCCAAAUGGAAGAGAAAAAAUAGGCCUCAAGAAGAAGAAGAAGAAGGCCCUAAAUAUUUGCUAAUGAAAAUUCCUCAUGCAGAUGAAGCCUCCACUAACACAAUGGUUGCUUCUGAGAAUAUGAUGGGCUUUUGCUGAACAUAUUGCACUUAGAAAAAGCUGAAUAAGCAUUACGGUCUGAGUGGGGGAUCCGUAAUUCUUGUUGUCUAUGAGCAGAGAUGAAAGGAGGAAAUAAUUUUAGAUUGAGGGGGAGAAAUCUUUCUCUCACUCUGGUUGUUCUCAUUGUUACAACUAUAGCAAUUUGGACUUGGGAAAAAAAUCCUUUUGCUAAUAGUCUACUAUCGGCUGAAGAGCGGUAUACAAUCUCUUCUUCAGAGUUUCAUGUGGGUUCCCAAAAUGAUUCUGUAGUAUCCAUGAAGCCAAUGGAUAAAAUUGAGGAAAAUAUAUCACACUCAAUCAUAAAAGAAGAAACAAAAGGAGAAGAAAAGUUUGGUACUGCACCAGUCGAUGCUAUAUCUGCAUUCUCUCCUGAAAUGAUAGACAGUGGUGGGCAUGUGAUUUCCUCCAAAACUAAAGUUGGUGCUGCACUAGUGAUUAGAUUCUCCAAAACUAAAGUCUGCAAUUAUGCCAAGGGUAGAUGGGUUGCAGACAGCCAGAGGCCUUUCUAUUCAGGAUUCGGGUGCAAGCAGUGGUUAUCAAAAAUGUGGGCAUGUAGACUAACACAGCGAGAAGAUUUUUCUUAUGAAGGAUUUCGGUGGCAGCCAGAAAACUGUGACAUGCCAAAUUUUGAGCAGUCCACAUUCUUGCAAAGAAUGCAGGAUAAAACAAUUGCAUUUAUAGGAGAUUCAUUGGGCAGGCAGCAGUUCCAGUCUUUAAUGUGUAUGGCCGCUGGUGGGGAAGAGAGCCCAGAAGUUGAAAAUGUGGGAAAAAAAUAUGGUCUUGUCAAAGCUCGUGGAGCCAUUCGUCCUGAUGGCUGGGCUUAUAGAUUCACAAAAAUAAAUACCACCAUUUUGUAUUACUGGUCAGCAAGUCUGAGUGACCUAGUGCCCCUUAACAUCUCAGACCCAUCCACCAAUGUGGCUAUGCAUUUGGAUCGUCCCCCGGCUUUCAUGAGACAGUUCCUCCAUCAUUUUGACGUGUUGGUUCUAAAUACAGGACACCACUGGAAUAGGGGUAAGCUUAAUGCAAAUCGUUGGGUGAUGUAUGUGGAUGGAAAGCCGAAUGAAGAUAAAAAACGUGCCGAAAUCGGGCAUGCCAAGAAUUUUACAGUGUAUAGCGUCGUUAGAUGGCUUGAUUCUCAGCUUCCCUCACAUCCUCAUCUUAAAGCUUUUUUUCGGACGAUCUCGCCUAGGCAUUUUGUUAAUGGGGACUGGAACACCGGGGGUAGCUGCGAAAAUACCACUCCAUUGUCUGGAGGAAGCGAAGUUGUGCAAGAUGUAUCAAGUGAUCCUAUUGUUGAGAAUGCUGUAAAGGGCACAGCAGUAAAGAUUUUGGAUAUAACUGCACUAUCUCAACUGAGGGAUGAGGGUCACAUAUCCCACUACAGUGUUAGAGGGACUCUUAAUGUUAGCGAUUGCUUACAUUGGUGCCUACCCGGCAUUCCAGACGCAUGGAACGAGCUCCUUAUCGCACAAAUAUAGGCUCAGCCACGAUGAGUAUGCAUUGACUAAAGACUGAUUGAAUCUCCUAUUCUUUAUGGUCUAUAGAAGACCAUUUUUCUCAUAUUCUGUGGGACAGCUUUUUUACUGAUUAGAGAGUAGGUAAGUAGUACCUAGCGCCUAUCCAAUUCUCAUGUUUACAUGGAAACGUAUUCCUGAGUAUUGUAGUUCUCAUAUUUACAGGUGUUUAUGGACAAUGUGGCUGCCAAAAGAAGGAAGAAUACCAGAGGGCUUCAGCUCCAUUGUGAGAAUCUGUGUCGUUACAGGUUUAAGCGGUGUUGUAUGUAUCAUUACAUUGUCAAAAGAAAAUCUCCUAGAGCUCUCUCUCUCUCUCGGGUUUAUUUGUCAUAUAUGUUAUUUUUCUUUUUAAUGAAAAUAGCUUUAGUGAACGAAAUGAGAAGGAAGAUCCAACUAAGUUUUAUUCAAAAUCAAUAGAAAAUGAAUUUGUAUUCAUUGCUCACAUAAUGUAAUACCCUUGUAUUCACUGAAUGUUUUUCGUGGAUUAUGAAUGGAUGUAUGGAUUGAAUAGAGUAAUUGAGAAUGGAAGGUAUGUAUGAACUGGAAUUGAUAUUGAAUAAAAGAGACUGGUUCGAGCCCAA
Molecule: messenger RNA, 2521 nt
Organism: Alnus glutinosa
Lineage: Eukaryota; Viridiplantae; Streptophyta; Magnoliopsida; Fagales; Betulaceae
Product: protein trichome birefringence-like 14
Exons: 7
Coding region: 483-1904 (473 amino acids)
Biological process (GO): plant-type secondary cell wall biogenesis; xyloglucan metabolic process; xylan biosynthetic process
Cellular component (GO): Golgi apparatus
Molecular function (GO): acetyltransferase activity
Source: RefSeq, a predicted model, not a curated record